AUGUGGUGUAACAUAACCAAAGGAACAAAACGUGAUGAUGCCAGCAGUAUGUCUUCGUACAGUGAGGUAAUCAGUAAUGAGCUCCAUGAGUAUCUUGAAAAGAAAAAAGAUGUAGGAAGGUUCACCACUAGACUUCAGUACUUACACAACGACCACUCAUUCAAUUAUAGGAUUGAUGAAGCUUACAAACAACUGAACAAGAAGUUUGUGAAGUCAUUAAUCGAUUACUUAAUACCGAUGGAUGACUGUGAUGAGGGAAGUUUGGAAGGAAGCUUACCUACAGCAGUAGUCGAAUGCAACUUUGCAUCUGUAAAUGACGUAUUCACAAUUCUGGAAGGAAUUAUUACGAACCGUGGUAGAACUCUUAUAAGAGUGUCUUGUUGUGGAUCAUCUGUGAACUCAGUCAUCGAUGAAGUGAAAAACGAAAAGAAAUGUGUUUUGUUGAUAGACCAGAUCGAAUUGAGUAACUCCGAAUUCAUCGAUAAUUUAUUCCGUUUGUUGAACUCGAACAAUAAGGAUGACUGUCAAGUUGCAGUGAUUGUUUGUGUGUCGACUGAUGUUGGCUCGUUCACCUCGCUUUGCUCUAUUUCAACUCUUAACAGGAUCAGUGCCCAAGUCUUCCAACUUCCAACGUCCAGUGUUGUGUUCGACAAAAUUAUUGAAGAGAUUCUCUUUUUCAAAGACCAAAGAUACUGGGCUUCGGGCGAAUUGCUGGCUAUCAUCAAAAAUCGAUUUUUCUCUUCGGAUCACUCAGUUGCUGAUGUUAAAAGAGUUCUUCAUUUCGCAAUGCUUCAUCAUUGUAUCAGAAAGCCUAUGCACACAGACUCUGAGCUCUUCCAGUUCCGCAAAUGCGUCGAAAGAUAUUGGAAAUGUCUGAUAAACGUCUCUAAGAUAAUUGGCCUGCCUCAAAUGGGCAUGGGUCUCUACUUGACUCAUGAAGCUAUCCAAUGUGAUAAACCUUUCUGGACUAAACGCCAAGCAGACGCAAGUAUCGAGAACACUACUCAGAUUAAAACUUACAACACAUGGUAUGAUCAACAGAGAGUGUCGCAAAAUCCUGAACAACUUCAUAAGGUUUGCCUUGAACUCAGUUCAGUUCUCCCUGAUGAAGAAGGAAAAGCUCUGACAUCAGCGAUGGAACAAUUAGAAGAAGCUAUAAAAAAAGAUCAAGAAGAAGCAAUUAAAGCGGAGAAUAAGUCUGAAAAUGUUUCACCUGUGAAAGGUAAGAAAUUGACUUUAGCGGAGCAUAAGAAAAUGUUGGAAGCUCAAAGAGAAAAGAAGAUCAACAGUCAUAAGUCAAAAGCUCUCACAGCAUUAUUCGAUAUGAUCGAGAAAUGUAUGAGUCUUGCUCUUUGCAAAUGGGAGUGUCUACCAAAUCAUGAAAUGUUUAUUAUUGAGUCAGUAGAAGAAUUGUCUCUUCUCGAUGGUGAUCCAGCUGCUGAUGCUGAAGAAGCAAUGCUUCAACCAUUGUCCGACGGUAAACCUCCCAUAUCAAUUGCUUACCAGCAAAUGUUGAACCGUCCAAACUUCAAGCAUAUUGAACUCGCAUCUUGGGGAUCGGCUUUUGAGAAAGAAUUACCUAAGUCACUUAAGAGCCAUGCAGUCUCAGCAUUUUUCGCUUCUCUAGGUCAAUUAGAGACUAUGGGUGUAGUCAGAGCUCGACCUGAUAAGAAAAACACGAGAGUAAAUGUUAUUUAUCAUCCUACCGUCUGCACAUAA
Molecule: messenger RNA, 1719 nt
Organism: Auanema sp. JU1783
Lineage: Eukaryota; Metazoa; Nematoda; Chromadorea; Rhabditida; Rhabditidae
Source: the annotation of a GenBank genome assembly